Phacochoerus africanus (Common warthog) is the source of this 930-nucleotide messenger RNA. It is a transcript of the gene C9H6orf52, whose product is annotated as chromosome 9 C6orf52 homolog. The record is from RefSeq and is a predicted model, not a curated record. Gene Ontology annotation, cellular component: nucleus. Gene Ontology annotation, biological process: selenocysteine incorporation. The coding region runs from base 320 to 796 and encodes 158 amino acids. The transcript is spliced from 4 exons. Gene Ontology annotation, molecular function: tRNA binding. Lineage: Eukaryota; Metazoa; Chordata; Mammalia; Artiodactyla; Suidae.
GCCCCCUCCCCCGACAUGCCCUCCCCCUUCUGGCUGGCACUUGGGGGAGGGAGCUGGCAGCUGGAAGCCGGAAGCCAGGAGCUGGUGGAAUAGUUUGCAGGUGUUCCCCCAGGUGACCCCAAUACCUCCUCCCAUCCACUCUUUAACCCAUGUUGUCAGGAAAGACGGGUUGAAUUACCUGGCAGGACUGGCCACUGCAGGUAAUUAUGGCCUCUGAAGCAGCUGGAGGAGUUAUUUGUUUCGACCAGAAGCUGAGAGUGUUUGAUGCGGGAGUGAAAACUGUGGACUCCUGGUCUCUGGUCCUCAAGCACCUGCAUAAAUGGCUGGACAGGAGAGUUGUGCGGGCUUUGGUACAGCUCAACAAAAUAAUUUUUACUGGUACUGGCAAAGAGUGAAGCUGGACUCCCAGCCCUGCCUCAGUUACUCCUUUGGCAACUGGUUUGGGCAACAGCACAGUGGUGGUUCUCCUUCUGGCUACCGCUGUGGCUUUGCAAUGGCUGGAAAUGGACCCAACCUUUAUUCUGCACCUGAGACCCCAGGAUGCACAGCUGGAACGUGGCUUCCACCCAAGGAAACCACAGCUCUGGCUGAAAACCAAGAUGAAGAUUCACUAGAAGAUCCAAACCUUCAUUUGAAUAUUGACGCGUCAAACGAAGAGUUUAUGGUGAAAAGCGAAGAACUCUACGACGCGCUCAUGAAUUGCCACUGGCAGCCUCUGGAUACAGUUCAUUCUGAAAUCCCCGAUGAGACCCCACACAAACAAAAUGUUCACCCAGCUACCCAGCUAUCACAUUAACCCUAUCCUAUUUUGUCUCUGUUAAAAAAAAAAAAAAAAAGAAUCUGGAUUCUGUAGGUAAAUACAGAUUUCCAAGACUUACAUGUGAUUGACAUGAAAGCACAUACUGUGAAUAAACUUUUCCAGCGCAUUCA